AUGAAAUCUGGAAUCGGAUCAAGUGCUGUCUCUCUAACCUCGAAUAGCGGGUUCAUCGCUGAACAUGAUCGCACACUCGGCCUUCGCUGUCACGAUCGACACUUCCGCGAUGCUGUCGUCUACGACGAAAGUGGAACCAAAAUCUUCAAUCUCAAUGCCAAAGACAUGGGGACUUCGUGGACACUACGUCGUGGUCUUUUUGAUAGCGAGGGUCGCCAUGUUCUAGAUCUGCGUCACACCAAAAUGGGCUUGAAAACCUGGGUCCUGGAGGACCACAAUGGCAACGAAUUCUGCAAGAUCAAAGAUGUCACAAGCACAUCCGGCUUUACAGCAGUUGAUGUAGAAGUCCUGGCCGAUGGAAGCGAUACAUCCUCUAUCCAGAUACGGUCUUUUGACAAAGCUGGAAGUCGAACCACUUUUCAGGUAGAUGGAGCUACUAUAGUCGAGAUGACUCUAACGGAUAACAACGAUGCGUCGUUUCUGCACAAGCGUGGAUUGGAUCGAACAACUUGGAAACUCCAAGUGGUCAGAGGUGUGGAUAUUGCUUUGGUUGUGGCGCUGGCAUUCGCUCGCGUCGAGAUUAUGCACGCCUGGCGUCGUUAA
This is a messenger RNA of Aureobasidium namibiae CBS 147.97, 603 nucleotides long. RefSeq lists its product as uncharacterized. The coding region runs from base 1 to 603 and encodes 200 amino acids. Lineage: Eukaryota; Fungi; Ascomycota; Dothideomycetes; Dothideales; Saccotheciaceae. The record is from RefSeq and is a predicted model, not a curated record. The transcript has a single exon.